AUGUAUAUUAUACGAGCUAGUAGUCGUGGAGAGGGUGGCAGUACGCCCAUCGGGAGACCACUGUGCGUUUUCUUCCGCAAUAAAUUGAACAUCUUGGGUAUCGAUUUGCCGCUGCGUAGCGAAUUUCUGUAUUCGGUAACAGUAGGGGGUAGAGUUAAAACUACGACCGAGCAAGACGCCAAAACCCACUUGUGGUUCAUGCUUCGUGGCGCGUGUGGCAGCUUUUCCGCGGAGUUAAAACAUAACUACACAGCCGAACCGAGCUUUGGGAUCGCGUGCGUGAGCCUCUUGGAGAAAUGUUUGUGCGGGAGUGCGGAGCUUGUCGUUUUCUCCGAGAGUCCCGUGACGAAUAUCGCCUGCCCAGAGGAGAGCAUCUUCCCAGGCAGGACGGGGGCAUCCCGGAGUCAAUAA
Messenger RNA from Sphaeroforma arctica JP610, 411 nucleotides. RefSeq lists its product as hypothetical. NCBI's taxonomy places the organism in Eukaryota, Ichthyosporea, Ichthyophonida. The record is from RefSeq and is a predicted model, not a curated record. The transcript has a single exon. Bases 1 to 411 code for a protein of 136 amino acids.